AACAACAGUUGUUAAAAUACGCUUAUUGAUAAAAAAGAAAGAAAUAUUGUUUUGAAUAAAAGGCGUGACCGUUACACCCUUAGUAUCGUUUUAGACAGAUUAUAUACUGAAACCUUGCAAUUGGAAAAACAAGAUAAGAAUUUAGAUUUUAGUGAUAAAAAGGAAAAUUUUAAUAAAAUUUUAAAAUCAUUAUUAUAUGCUUAAAAAUGGUUGCACAGUUUAAAAUCAAGAAGGUGUGUUUUUAGUCGUAGUAAUAGGCUUAAAAAUGUGGAAUUUCUGUUUGCUUAAUCUAAUAGCAUUCGUCAUGUUGGUAUUUGGGGUCUUUGGAGCAGUUUUCAGUGAUAACUCAACAACAAGCGCACCAACAAUAACUGUAUCAGCAGCUAGCGCAUUAAUAGCUGGAGUAUCAACAUCACUUCAAUCAACAAAAUACGCAUCAACAGCAGGCGUUUCAACAGUAAUCUCCUCAACAAAUGUUGCAUCAACAGCAGGCGUUUCAACAGCAGGCGUUUCAACACUAGGCGCUUCCACAGCUGGUAUUUCAACAGUACUCCCAUCAACAAAUGCUACAUCAACAAAAUACGCAUCAACAAGCGGGUCAUCAACAAAUUCUCCAUUAAAAGGUGGCUUAUCAACAAAUGCUGCAUCAACGGCAGGCGUUUCAACAAUAGGCGAAACAACAGCAGGUGUACCAACAGCUAACGUUUCAAAAGUUCCCCCAUCGACAAAAUACGCAUCAACAAGUGCCUUAUCAACAAAUGCUACACCAACAAGUGGCUUAUUAACAGUAGGCGAAACAACAGCAGGCGUUUCAACAGUAGACGUAUCAACAUUAUCCCCAACAACAAAAUACGCAUCAACAAGUGGUUUAUCAACAAAUGUUUCAUCAACAGCAGACGUUUUAACAGUAGGCGUAUCAACAUUAUCCCCAACAACAAAAUACGCAUCAACAAGUGGUUUAUCAACAAAUGUUUCAUCAACAGCAGACGUUUUAACAGUAGGCGUAUCAACAUUAUCCCCAACAACAAAAUACGCAUCAACAAGUGGUUUAUCAACAAAUGUUUCAUCAACAGCAGACGUUUUAACAGUAGGCGUAUCAACAUUAUCCCCAACAACAAAAUACGCAUCAACAAGUGAUUUAUCAACAAAUGUUGCAUCAACAACGGGCGUUUCAACUAAGAGGGGGCAGCAGAAUCAACAACAACUAACCCAUCAAUCACAGAAACAACUUCAUAUAUAACGACCGAUGGAACACCAGCUGUUAAAGUUCCAACCAAUGGACUUUCUACAGGAGAAAUUGUUGCAAUUUCUCUUUUGGUGCCUCUUGCUUUUAUUCUGAUUCUGUACAUAACGUUUUCUUUCUGCACAACUUACCAAAG
Ciona intestinalis (vase tunicate) is the source of this 1379-nucleotide messenger RNA. NCBI's taxonomy places the organism in Eukaryota, Metazoa, Chordata, Ascidiacea, Phlebobranchia, Cionidae. The record is from RefSeq and is a predicted model, not a curated record.